Molecule: messenger RNA, 1041 nt
Organism: Diplodia corticola
Lineage: Eukaryota; Fungi; Ascomycota; Dothideomycetes; Botryosphaeriales; Botryosphaeriaceae
Product: pre-mrna polyadenylation factor fip1
Exons: 4
Coding region: 1-1041 (346 amino acids)
Cellular component (GO): mRNA cleavage and polyadenylation specificity factor complex
Molecular function (GO): RNA binding
Source: RefSeq, a predicted model, not a curated record
AUGGAAGAGGACGACGAUUUUUACGGCGACGACAGCGGCCCGGCCGUCAAGCAGGACGAGCCCGCCAACGGUGACGAAACUACAAAGGACGAUAAGAUGGACGACUCGCUCGAAGAAGGCGAAGAGGAAGAAGAAGAUGAUAGCAGCGAUUCGGAUAUCGAAAUCAUUGUAGAAAGCAAAGACGCGCCAGCACCAGAACCAGCUUCCCAGCGCGGUGCCUCCUUCAACACAUCCUUCAAGUCGGAAACCUCGCGCGCCGCGCCCGCAGACGCCGCCAAAGGACAGCAAGCACAACCUGCCGGAACCAAAGCUGGAAGCGCCGCUCCAGCAGCAUCUUCAAAACCCGGCUCGGCCUACCCUGAAGUCCGCACCUCAAACCUCGACGUCAACGCAGUCCCGAUUUAUGAUCCUGUGGGCAAGCCCAUAACAGAUCUGGAUGUCGAUGCUGACCUCGCCGAGCACGAGAAGCCGUGGCGCCUCCCCGGCGCCGACCAGUCCGACUACUUCAACUACGGCUUCGACGAGUUCACAUGGACGACGUACUGCCUGCGCCAGCAAACCAUGACCAACACGCUCAAGGACCAAAAGGCCGAGACGGCCAAAUUCGAGAUGAUGCUCAACGGCGGCAUGCCGCUCAUGCCUGGAAUGCCUCCGGCCGGCCCGCCGUCGGCCGCUCCGCCUGUCCCCGGCGCGCCCACCGGCCCCGCAGCACAACAGCCGCAGGGCGGCCAGCAGCCGCAGAACGGAGGGAUGCCUGGCGGCAUGCCCGGCAUGCCCGGCCUCGACGAGAACAUGAUGCAGCAAAUGGCGCAGCACAUGCUGGCGUCCGGCAUGGACCCGUCGCAGAUGAGCUUCGAGCAGUUCAUGCAGGGUAUGCAGGGUAUGGGCGGCAUGCAGGGCGGCCCGCCCGCCGGCCCCGCGGCGCAGCAGGCGCAACAAGGCGGCGGUUUCGGUGGUCAAGGUGGUCAAGGCCAGUUCGGCGGAUAUGGAGGCGGUCAGGGAGGGUUCAGAGGAGGACGGCGAGGAAGAGGGGGUUGGUGA